AUGGCUUCUUUUCUCAUAUCAGACGUCCGAAUUUUCGACGGCGAGCAGAGCAUCGAGAACGGAUCUGUGCUUGUCGAGAAUGGCAAGAUCUCCAAGGUCUCUUCGGGUGCGAUCCAGUUCGAAGGGACGAAAUAUUCGAAGCCAGGACAUACGGUUUUGCCAGGAUUCAUAGACACUCAUAUACAUGCCAAUGGUGGCACUGAGAAAGCGCUUCCGCAGUCUCUUCGUUUCGGUUGUACUACUGUCUGCGAUAUGCACAAUGAAUGGCCGAACAUACUCAAGCUCAAGAAGCAGCAAGCAGCUGGGGAUUGCGCUGAUCUGAAGACGACCAGCUUUGCUGCAACGAUAGACAAUGGAUGGCCGAUGCCGAUUUUGCUCACGCAUGCUGACAGUCCACAAACGAGGGCAGAGCUUGCGACCUGGCCAAAGCUGGAGACCGCAGAUGAUGCAGUCUCUUAUGUAAACGACCGAGUUAAGGAAGGCGUGGACUAUAUCAAGCUUAUGCACGAGUCGGGCACCGUGAUGAACCAGACCUUCCGAAAGCCGAGCAUCGAACUCCAGAAGGCUGUGAUUCAUGAGGCUCAUAAACAUGGCCUGACUGUGGUCGCACAUGCCUUGUCUCUGGACGAUGCUAUCGAAAUUCUUGAGGCUGGUGUUGAUGGCACGACUCAUACAAUCGUGGACCAAGCGCCGAACCAACGUCUGAUUGACGCGUAUAAGAAGAGCAAUGCACAUUGCAAUCCAACGCUGGCCACGCUUGGCUCUGCCACCAGCGAAGGCAAGAGCCAGCAAGAGAAAUAUGCGCAUGAUCCACGCAUCGAAGGUCUACUCGGCAAGGAGGAGCGCGAUCGAAUGUGUCAAUGCUCGGCGUUCGCGCAAGGCAACGGUCAAGCGUGUGAACAUGCAUACGAGAGCGUGAGGCAGAUGAAAGCUGCUGGAAUUCCAGUCCUGCUCGGCACGGAUACGGCUGGCCCUGCUGUUGGGACUGCCUGGGGUCUGACAGCACACCAAGAACUCGUCAUCUUGGUGGAAAAAUGCGGAUUCACGCCAGAAGAAGCUCUGGUAGCAGCGACAUCGCUUCCAGCUAAGCGCUUUCAAUUCUCGGAUCGUGGAAAUAUCAAACAUGGUCUGCGUGCUGAUCUGUUGCUGGUCCAAGGUAAUCCGCUUGAGAAUAUUGACGACACCCUCAACAUCAGAGGCGUGUGGACGCAGGGUCAGCUCUGCAGUUCUUACCAAGACAACCUUUAGGAGUGUGAAACGAGCGCCGCUAAUCAUUCUCAUCCACCUCGAUCACUCCGCACCCUCAUCAACAUCAGGCCAAAACUCCUUCUCAACCCAGAUGACCUGCCUCCACGCCGCCUCACACUCUUUCCACACCCAACCUCGCUCCUCAACUCCACACUUAGUAGCCAUCUCAUUCACCAACCCUCCAAGCUUCCUCACAAAAGUUUCAAACUCACGCGAACUCCAAUUCGGAAUAAACACCCUCUGCAUCACAUCAGCCUCCUUACCCACCUUCACCUUUCCUAACGCAAAUCUCCAAGCCCGUAAAUAGCACUCUUCAGGAGCCCAUAGAAUCGUCAAACCCACUAAUAUCGCUCCUGCGAAAAGGUCUUGAUAAUUCCUCGUCUGCGGUGAGCUCCAGCAAGCAGCCACCUCCCAACUUCCCUUUCCUAAUCAAUAAUUACUCACCUCCCUCUCAACCCCACACCCCUCACAAACCUCCUCUCCUCCAACCACCCCUCCUCCCGAGCAGAACUUUCAAACAACGCAAUCUCUCCCCGAAUAUUUCCCAAACCCUCGAUCAAAAUAUCCACAACUCUCCAUUCGAUUGAAGUCUCACGAUUCGAGCCAUGAGGAAUAGAAAUUUGGCUGAGAAGGGAGCCGAUGAAAGUCGUGUAGGAAAGUGCAUAGAUUCUGUCUUGAGCGAGCCAGCGUUUGAGUUUUGGAAGGGGGAGGGAGGAGAUUCGCGAGAGAUUUUGGAUAGGUGAGGGACUUGCGUGGCUGCGGCUUUGAGGAAUGGAUGUGUUGUUGCUUUCUCUAGACCGACUGAGUCGAGAUUUAUGAGAUGGGAUGUCAAGGAUGGCAUGCUUAGCUGCCCAAAAGGGUCUCGAGAAAAGUAGGGUCGUGGUUGUGAUGCCGGACGUUGCCACGGGAUGUUUUCGAUGAGUAGGUACCAAGAGCGGUCUGUCACAAAACUUUGCUCAUCGGCAGUGCGAAAUAUGUUCCAAUUGAAUGGAAGAAUGAAUGGAGGUGAUGUUGUUCGCGUGCUGCUCGUCUCUCUCACUGUCCUCGUAUAUCAGCUGUGAAGCAGACAGUAUAUGACGUCUCGCUUCGCUCCUGGAAAAGUCAAAUCCUCGGCUGAAAUCGGACAUGUCCUUCCCAGUGGAGGUCCGGAGGACGUAAAAAAUCGUGGUCAUUAGCAAGGAGGUUGAUUUGAA
Pseudocercospora fijiensis CIRAD86 is the source of this 2441-nucleotide messenger RNA. RefSeq lists its product as uncharacterized. Gene Ontology annotation, molecular function: hydrolase activity, acting on carbon-nitrogen (but not peptide) bonds; zinc ion binding. NCBI's taxonomy places the organism in Eukaryota, Fungi, Ascomycota, Dothideomycetes, Mycosphaerellales, Mycosphaerellaceae. The record is from RefSeq and is a predicted model, not a curated record. The transcript has 4 exons. The coding region runs from base 1 to 1248 and encodes 415 amino acids.